Syngnathoides biaculeatus (alligator pipefish) is the source of this 3371-nucleotide messenger RNA. RefSeq names its product GDNF family receptor alpha 4a (gene gfra4a). Gene Ontology annotation, biological process: nervous system development. The record is from RefSeq and is a predicted model, not a curated record. The transcript is spliced from 12 exons. Gene Ontology annotation, cellular component: external side of plasma membrane; signaling receptor complex. The coding region runs from base 880 to 2415 and encodes 511 amino acids. Gene Ontology annotation, molecular function: signaling receptor activity. Lineage: Eukaryota; Metazoa; Chordata; Actinopteri; Syngnathiformes; Syngnathidae.
CAAGAAUAAAAAUAAAAUAACAUCGAUUACUAAAAAAAAAAAAAAAGACUUGCAGACAUGGAAAACAAACAGCAGCGUGUUUUUUUUUUUUUUUUUUUUUUAGAGAACGCUUUUUGUAAUUACGUCCAAUUAAUGGCGCGCGGCGCAGGAAAUUGUUUGCUCGCCAGCAGCUGUUUGGAUUAAACGGAUGAGCGGGUGUCAAGUGGAGAUUAAAAUCACAACCGCCCGGAAAGGGGAACCGGCGGGCGACGGGGGGGGGGGGGGGGGGGAUGGGGCGAGUGGUCGCCUCGUAUUUAGGGGGGAGAUCAUGAAAAUGGACGUCGUCAGUCACACUCAGAAGGUCAUUAAAGAGAAAGAAGCUCAAGGCUCACCAAAUGUGGAAACUCGCAGAACGUUCAUGUCGGAGCCGCACGGCGCUCGCUCGAGAACAGCGAUCCCUCCUUUGACAUUUUCACGGAGCGCAUGGCUGAACCUCAGUCCCGCGCCGAGAAAGAAUCAGCUGCCCGUCGCCCCCGUUGGCCGGACGUCAAAGUAAAGCGGGGGGAGACGAGCGUCCGGAUUCGCAGCGCUGAGGAUCGAUAGCGCGGCGGCGCAGGUAAUAGCUGGGUGGCUCUAUUAGACGGCCGGCGUGCCGCGGAAAGUUUCCAAAGCAUCUGGAUGAUAAAGAUGCGCAGCCGCCUCGCCGUGAAGGGGCGCACGUCGCACUCGCCGAGUGACGAAAAACACUUCAGUCUUGCUUGUACAGAAAGGGUCCAAGAUGUAGUCGACUUCCCGCGACUUUGCGCCGUCGACUCCCAGCGGUACCGAUCGGGCCGCCUGCCGCGCUCGGAUCGGGGAAACAAUUUCCUUUCCAAAUGAGAUUUGGACCGUAAACAUUUGAUGUUGACGUUGGGCGGAUUCCAGGACUUGUGCUUGGACAAAGUGCUCGAAAUGUUCAAGCAUCUUCGAAGAAUCCAUGGAUGGCGCUCCUUUCCUUUUCCUCCUCCUCCUGCCCCCGCUGCUGUUUUUGCACUCGCGUGGAUUUACCUCUUCCGCCGCUUUUUAGCUUCAGCCCGCUCCGGUCCGGCCCGGUCCGCCGCGCACGCCAGCAUGGACCACCUGGUGGUGGUCGUCGUCGUCCUCCUCUUCCUCGGACCCCUGCAGCUUUUACUCGCUCUGCUCGGACUCGGCGGGGCGUCGGCGGCGGCCGAGGGCGGCCGCGACUGCCUGAGCGCCGGCGACGCCUGCUCCGGGGACGACGCCUGCAGCCCCCGCCUGCGCACCCUGCGCCAGUGCGUGGCCGGCGACGGCAGCGUCAAGCUGGGGCCCGGCGCCCGCAACCAGUGCGAGAACGCCGUGACGGCCCUCUCGUCCACGCCGCUGCGCGGUUGCCGGUGCAAGCGCGGCAUGAAGAAGGAGAAGAACUGCCUGAGCAUCUACUGGAGCCUGCAGCAGGCCGUCCUGCACGGCCUGAGCCUGGUCCAGGACUUCCCGUACGAGCCCGAGGAGAGGGGCUCCGACUACGUCCGCCUGGCCUCCAUCGCCGCCGGGUUCGUCUCCCCUCCAGAAUCGGAAGCGACGACGGUCAACCGCUGCCUGGACGCCGCCAAGGCCUGCAACAUCGACGAGACGUGCCAGAAGCUGCGCACCGAGUACGUGUCGUCUUGCAUCCAGCCGUCGGCCCGCUCGGGCCCGUGUAACCGGCCCAAGUGCAACAAGGCGCUGCGCAAGUUCUUCGACCGCGUGCCGCCCGACUACACGCACGAGCUGCUCUUCUGCCCGUGCACCGACACGGCCUGCGCCGAGCGCCGCCGCCAGACGGUGGUGCCGGCCUGCUCCUACGAGGACAGGGACAAGCCCGGCUGCCCGGCCCAGCUCAGGGCCUGCAAGGCCGACUACGUCUGCAGGUCCCGCUGGGCUCAGUUCCAGUACGACUGCCAGCCCCGGCCCGAGAGCGCCAGCGGCUGCAAGCGCGAGAACCACGCGGCGUGUCUGCUGGCGUACACCGGCCUCAUCGGCAGCACCAUCACGCCCAACUACCUUGACAACUCCACCUCCAACGUGGGGCCCUGGUGCUCCUGCGCUACCAGCGGCCACCAGCGGGAGCAGUGCGCCGACUUCCUGGCGUCCUUCCACCGCAACGUCUGCCUCAGGAAAGCCAUCGAGGCGUUCGGCAACAGCUCGGACGUGAAAACGGGCGGCGGCGGAAUCGCUCCCCGGCCCGGCGCCGAUCCCGCCGUUUCCACGGAAACGCCGCCAAACGUCCUGAGGGAGGAGAUCCCGACUCAGGUCAACGGCAACGAGCGACUUUGGAGCGACGUCGACUCGAGGCCGCCCUCGUCGCCCGACCUGUCUGAGCGCAACGCCGGGGCGACGGCCGUCCGGCCCUCCCCGCUCGCCGUCUGCUGGCUCCUCGCCCUCCUCGGCCGCCGCUAGGGGGCGCCGCCGCGCGGACGACGACGCCGCUUUUUCCGCGGUCGCAACAUUUCUCGCUUCACCAGCGGCGGGAGGCCCGCCAGACGAACAAAUGUCAUUGGAAAUGAUUUGAUUUUUGCCGUUGUCGCGGAAAGAUGAUUGACGCCGGCCCGUUAGCGCCCUUUGCUAACAGCUCACGUUGUGUUGUCGUUAUUGUCGUGUUGCGGCAAGAAAAACAAACAAAAAAACAAAAAACUUUGUGGGCACUUUAAGGGACAAAAAGCCAACAGUUUGUGUUUGUUUGUGUGGAUGCUUUGGAAAAGUUUGUGUUCUUGAUGUGCUCGGACAUGCUUCCUUCCUUCCUUCCUCCCACGUGUAAAAACGACAAAAAAAAAAAAAAAACCAAAACAUUUUUGUAACGACGUCUUAGUCCAAAUUGCAAAUGUUCAAAGAUGGAAACUUUCCGUGUGGAAUCUUAACGCGCUGCAACCACGACUUGCUCCGACGAAAGGUUCUCUGGGGGAAGUCGGUUCAAAUUGAGGAUUCUAUCCCAAAUAAAGCAACAAGGAGGGUUUGGGUUCGAACCCCGACCCACAUUGUGCGUGAUUGUGAUUGUUUCCCGGAAUCCCCAAAUCUCCACCGAGACCACACCGGGAAGCGUUUGGGCUCCGAGACCAGCCCGUCAGCACCGCAAAGACUUUUGAACACUGUCGUCACCGUUUUCCACGCCACUUAAUUGUGUUUUUGUUUUGGACCGUUCAAACGAACUUUGCUGCUGCUGCCGCUGGUGGGUUUUGAGCGGGUUGCCAUGACAACCCCGGGAUGAUUGACGGCUGAGGGGGACAGAAAAACGACGUGAAGACUUUCUUCUUCUUGUGUUGUUCAACACUUUCACUCAAUAAAGGUCAAAGGUCCAACUACGCACAAAUUGCCGUCAUUUGUCCAAACGCUCACAAAUAUUUUGACAACACAUUGCA